CGGUCUACUGACCCUUCGGAGGGCAUUCCAGGCUCCAAAGAGGCGGCGGCUUCACAGCUCAUUGUCGGCUGUUAUGGAAGUUCUGGCCUUGAUCUGGGUUCUGUUGCGCGUGUUGCUGGCUCUGGGGCUCCUGGCUUUCGGGCUGUAUUGCGGCUACAUCCAAUGGGUUCAUGUCAAGUACGACCACAUCCCCAGCGCCCCCCGAGCCAGCUUUUUCUUUGGUCAUCUUCCAAUCUUGUGGAAAAUGCUGAAGAACAAGGAACUUGUGCACGAUCUCUUUCUGCAAUGGGCGGAAGAAUAUGGACCAGUAUUGCGUUUCAAUGCCUUUCACAGAGUCUCCUUGUUGAUCUUAAGCCCUGAGGGUGUCAAGGAGUACUUGAUGUUGCCACAAUACCCAAAAGACCGAUUUGUAUAUGGGCGCCUUUACAAUAUGUUUGGUGUAAGAUUUUUAGGAAAUGGGUUAGUAACAGAUCGCGAAUAUGACCAUUGGCACAAGCAGAGGAGAAUUAUGGAUCCAGCCUUCAGUCGAACUUACCUGAUUGGCCUCAUGGAAACAUUCAAUGACCAAGCAGAAGAGCUUAUGAUGGAACUGGAGAAAAAGGCAGAUGGAGAAACCAAAGUGGAUGUGAUGGACCUUCUGAGACGGGUGACGCUGGACAUCAUUGCAAAGGUGGCUUUUGGCCUAGAAUUGAACACCUUACAUGAUGAGCAGACGCCUUUUCCACACGCAGUGAACUUGGUCAUGAAAGGGAUGACUAAUACUCGCAUACCUCUAUUCAAGUAUAUGCCAGGAAACAGAAAGACUGUGAGAGAGAUUCGGGAAAGCUUGAGGCUGCUACGUCGCACUGGGAAAGAGUGCAUUGAGAAGAGGCAAAAGGCUAUUCAGAAUGGAGAAGAGGUUCCUUUGGAUAUUCUCACCCAGAUACUCAAGAAUGCUGCUCAAGAAGAACACCAUGAUAUUGAAAAUAUGCUGGACAAUUUUGUCACCUUCUUUGUCGCAGGCCAUGAAACCACAGCUAAUCAAUUAUCCUUUGCUGUGAUGGAAUUGUCACGACACCCAGAUAUAGUUGCAAAACUCCAGGCAGAAGUGGAUGAAGUCAUUGGUGUGAAGAAAGACAUUCCCUAUGAAGAUCUCAGAAAACUUGAAUAUUUAUCACAGGUCCUUAAAGAAGUCUUACGAUUAUAUCCACCAGUUCCAGGCACCGUACGCUGGACAGGAAAGGAAAACGUCAUCGAAGGGGUCAGAAUUCCAGCAGGCACUACAUUGAUUUUUAGCACAUACAUCAUGGGACGACUGGAAAAGUAUUUCAAGGAUGCACUUACCUACAAUCCUGACAGAUUUAACAAAGAUCAACUAAAGCCAUACUUUUCCUAUUUCCCAUUUGCUCUUGGACCUCGUUCCUGUAUUGGGCAGAUAUUUUCACAGAUGGAAGCUAAAGUGGUGAUGGCCAAGUUUUUGCAGAGAUUUGACUUCCAGCUGGUUCCACCACAGAGCUUUAGAGCUAUAGAUACAGGAACACUGAAGCCUUUAGACGGUGUCCAGUGCAGACUAAAGCCACGCCAUCAACUCGUUCGUAAAGAUUAAAUGAAAUAUUGGUUGCCAAGUACUCUCUACAAUCAGACAUUCAUAUCCACAUAUUCAACCAACCUUGGGUUGAAAAUAUAUAUUUUUUUAAAAUGGUUUUAUAAUGCUAUAUAAGAGGUACCAUUUUACUAUGCUAUUAUAUAAUGGAAAUGGAUGGUCCUGCAACCCAACCCUACAGAUGAUUACAUAGGAAAUCCUGGAACCAGUUGGAGUCCCAGAUGGAGCUGACAUAAACCACAGAGCACUGAUGCACAUUAAAGAUUUAUUUCAAAUGUUUUUUUAAAAAACAAUGAGAGUUUGAUGUCUGAUCACUGCAAUUUGAAGCUAGUCUUAAAUUACAUUAAAUGGUCAAUGUAGAGGGGGAAUUAGGAGGACAUUCUUAAAUUUGGGAUGCAGAAGGGAGGGGAUUUUUGAAGGCUUUCCCCUAGUUAUGGAUUACCCAUUGGCAGGUUUCCAAACAGUCUUCAAAGGUUAUGACUCCAAAUUAUCUUUGAUUCAUUUAUAUCCUGCUUUUCUACUUAUACAUGAUCCAAGGCUUUUUACACCCAAAUUUAAACGGUACAGCUUAAAAAAUGUGGAAAAGUUAAAAAAAACAAAUAACUAUUCUGUUUAAAAUGUCAUACAGUAGAGUCUUGCAUAUCCAACAUAAAUGGGCCGGCAGAAAGUUGGGUAAGUGAAAAUGUUGAAUAAUAAGGAGGGAUUAAGGAAAAACCUAUUAAACGUCAAAUUGCAUUAUGAUUUUACAAAUUAAGCGCCAAAACACGUUUUAAAAUAAAUCUACAGAAAAAAGCAGUUCAAUACAUGGUAAUGUUAUGUAGUAAUUACUGUAUUUACGAAUUUAGCACCAAAACAUCGCAAUGUAUUGGAAAAACCUGUGGAUCUGGGCAGGAGGCAGACUUGGGUGGAUAGUAAAGAAUGUUGGAUGAGAAAAGGUUGGAUAAGUGAGAUUCUACUGUAGUUAAAACUUUGUAAAGCACUAUUAUUAAUACUAAGUUGAGACCUGAAUGAGAACAUUUUUGCCUGGCUUUGGAAGGAGAGGAGUAAGGCAAAACGUAAAAGAGAAUGAGAAUAUCAAUAGCUCCAUGGCAGAGCAUCCACAUUUCUGCAAUCCCAUCUCUUUCUGCUUGUGAGUGAGCAGCUAAAUGUGUCUGACUCAGUUCACUUGCAGUGUCAGAACAUUAAAUUGUAUACAUGAAUUAUUGCUGGUUUUAUAAGCAGACUGAAAAGGCGUUGGUGUAAAAAGAAGUUAAACUAAGAUGAACUAAAAUUGAACAAACUGUGUUUGAAGAUUUAAUUGUAAUUUGUACCAUGUUGGGGUUGCGAGCCACAUUCAGUCCCAUUCAGAGAAGAAAGUGGGUAAUAUAAAGAAUAACAAUAACAACAAUAACAGUAACAGCGUGUUGUCGAAGGCUUUCAUGGACGGAAUCUCUGGGUUGCUGUGGGUUUUCCAGGCUGCAUGGCCACGUUCCAGAAACAUUCUGGACCAAAUGCUUUUGGAACAUGGCCAUACAGCCUGGAAAACUCACAGCAACCCAACAAUAACAAUGAUGAUUAUUUAGAGAAGAUUUAGGGAUGUUUAAGAAGACUCUGUAACCUGAUUUGAAUUGUGAUUGUGCAAAAGAGGGGGAAAGGGGCUGUUUGAAAGAAGAACAAUGGUUGUGAAACUGGACUGACAGGAAAGCAGAGAUUGUGCAAGCAAAAACUGAAAGGAAAUUGAUAGUGAUUGUUGAAUAAAAAAGAAAUCAGAAAUUGUGAAAUUCAUUGGCUUUCUAGAGAAAAUUUCCAGACUGGAUCUGGAAAAAGUGAAUGGAUUUAAAAGAAGAAAAAUUUGAAAGAAGCAGAAAUGUGAUGGAAAAUAAUUGAUUGUGCUUUACUGAUUGAAAUUAAUAAAAAGUGAAAUAUAUUACAAUGGGA
Molecule: messenger RNA, 3499 nt
Organism: Anolis sagrei ordinatus
Lineage: Eukaryota; Metazoa; Chordata; Lepidosauria; Squamata; Anolidae
Product: cholesterol 24-hydroxylase-like
Biological process (GO): cholesterol catabolic process
Molecular function (GO): iron ion binding; cholesterol 24-hydroxylase activity; heme binding
Source: RefSeq, a predicted model, not a curated record